AUGGUUGGUUGGUUAUGGAGUCUAUUUUUUCGGGCGCAUAAAAAGGACCUCGAGUUCAGUGACCUCUACCGGUGCCCAAAAUCAGAUGAGACACAUCGGGUCCGACAGAAGCUCGAAAUGAAAGCCAUCGCUAUAUUGGGCACUAUUCGCAUCGACGCGGUAGUGAACUUGUUUCAACCAUAUUGUAUUGUCUAUUUGAUCCGAUAUUUCAAUAAUGACCCCGACACUAGCCAGUGGUGGGCCAUAUGGGCAGCCGUGGGUAUUGUAUUGACCGCCAUUGCAAACACGGUUAUCUAUUAUUUAAAUGUGGCCUUGUUAUGCAAUGUUGGUGUCAAAGUCCGGGCCGCCUGUUGUGCCCUAAUCUACCGCAAGUCAAUGCGUUUAAGUCAUUCAUCACUCGGACAGACAACUGUUGGCCAAAUAUUAAACAUUAUGUCUAACGAUGUCCACAGAUUUGACGAGUUUUCAGUGACGUCGAGAUCAUUGUUUGUGGCGCCACUGCAGGCGGCGAUUGUGACAUACCUAUUGUGGUCACACUUGGGCUGGACGUGUCUGACGGGAAUGGGAAUAAUUGUGCUGUUUAUACCAUUUCAAGUACUAAUGGGUCGUAUGUUUCGUAGUAUCCGUCAAAAGACGGCCGAAUUAACUGACAGUCGAAUCCGUUUAAUGCAAGAGAUUAUCGCCGGAAUGCGUGUCAUAAAGAUGUACGCCUGGGAACAGCCCUUCGCACUAUUGGUCGCAACCGCUCGCAAUCUAUCCACGAUUGUGGCAUGUAAUCAGGGUAGAGUGACAAUUUUUUCGGGACAAGUCCAGACUUUUUUAUUACUCGAAGAGAUGAGUGGUUUGGAUGAGAGGGAAGGGAAAAACAACGAGACGUUCAUUUCGGGGGAAAAUGAGAUAACUCUCGGAGUAAUGGAAAACCCUUCGAGUAAUGAAGAAAAAAGCGUUUUUAUGGACAAAAUGAGCGUUCGUUGGAAUAAUGUAUGA
Messenger RNA from Medioppia subpectinata, 987 nucleotides. NCBI's taxonomy places the organism in Eukaryota, Metazoa, Arthropoda, Arachnida, Sarcoptiformes, Oppiidae. The record is from the annotation of a GenBank genome assembly.